GAGGUGCGCCCCGCAAAAGUCUGCAUGUACGACGACGCCGUCACGUGGGACCCGGGGCAAACGUGGACCACCGAGAUCCGGGGGCCGGUCCGCGCGAUUGCCGCAAGCGAGCCGAUCUUCAACGACAAGCACGCCCAGCGCCUCAAGCAUCUCAAGGGUGCCGCCGUCAAGAUCCGGCUGCCGAAGCUGGCGCCCUAUCAAAUGCGACGCAGCGGCGCUUCGCGGGACCGCCUCCGCCCGAAGCGGGCCCCAGGCGAGAUCCAGAAGCGCGGGAAGUAG
Prorocentrum cordatum is the source of this 279-nucleotide messenger RNA. NCBI's taxonomy places the organism in Eukaryota, Dinophyceae, Prorocentrales, Prorocentraceae. The record is from the annotation of a GenBank genome assembly.